AUGCGGCUGAAGUCAAUACUCUACGCAAAACCUGACAAUUACUCUUAUCGUGCUCAUUCUUUUAUCAGCAUUGACUUUGGAUCAUCUGAUUCUGAACCGUACACUGAUGAAAAUUCAAUAACGUGGACCGGAGAUGAUGCCUACAUUCAGAGUGGCGAAUCUCAGUUUUUGAAGUACAGUACAAUGCCUUAUGUACGUGAUGAGCAGUCUCAGGUUUUUGACCUUCAAUUUGAUGGCAAUUAUUGGGCCACUGUCAACACUACGCACCUGUAUGAUACUGUUCCUUAUGGGGCAAUAUAUACUGUGAAAGCAAACAAUAAUAGCAUGUGUCUUGCUCAAACAAUGCCUAACCAAGUGCCAUUCAUAUCAGCACUUGAGCUCCGGAGCUUGCUUCAUGGCAUGUAUAGCCAAGCUGCUCCUAAUUAUGCUAUGUUCUUAAAUCUGAGGGUUGCUUAUCGUGCAAAUGACACUAUUAGCAUUAGGUAUGCCUGUAUAUGUGCCUGCUUCGAGUUCUAA
Populus nigra (black poplar) is the source of this 516-nucleotide messenger RNA. RefSeq lists its product as uncharacterized. Bases 1 to 516 code for a protein of 171 amino acids. NCBI's taxonomy places the organism in Eukaryota, Viridiplantae, Streptophyta, Magnoliopsida, Malpighiales, Salicaceae. The transcript is spliced from 3 exons. The record is from RefSeq and is a predicted model, not a curated record.